Rhinolophus ferrumequinum (greater horseshoe bat) is the source of this 1854-nucleotide messenger RNA. It is a transcript of the gene SSTR5, whose product is annotated as somatostatin receptor 5. The coding region runs from base 22 to 1119 and encodes 365 amino acids. Gene Ontology annotation, molecular function: somatostatin receptor activity; neuropeptide binding. Gene Ontology annotation, cellular component: membrane; neuron projection. Lineage: Eukaryota; Metazoa; Chordata; Mammalia; Chiroptera; Rhinolophidae. The record is from RefSeq and is a predicted model, not a curated record. The transcript has a single exon. Gene Ontology annotation, biological process: neuropeptide signaling pathway; regulation of insulin secretion; cellular response to glucocorticoid stimulus.
CCCCUGGCCUCUGUGGCUGAGAUGGAGCCUCUGUUCCCCACCUCCACACCGGCGGGCUGGAACACCUCCUCCGCGGCCAGCAGUGCAGGUGGUGAGAAUGGGACGAUGGCCGGGUCGGCGCCCUCACCGGGGGCCCGAGCGGUGGUGGUGCCUGUGCUGUACCUGCUGGUGUGCACGGUGGGGCUGGGCGGCAAUACGCUGGUUAUCUACGUGGUGCUGCGCCACGCCAAGAUGAAAACGGUGACCAAUAUCUACAUCCUCAACCUGGCGGUGGCCGACGUACUCCUCAUGCUGGGUCUGCCCUUCCUGGCCACGCAGAACGCCGUCUCCUACUGGCCCUUUGGCCCCGUGCUUUGCCGCCUGGUUAUGACGCUGGAUGGCAUCAACCAGUUCACCAGCAUCUUCUGCCUGACCGUCAUGAGUGUGGACCGCUACUUGGCCGUGGUCCACCCCAUCCGCUCCACACGGUGGCGGCGCCCACGGGUGGCCAAGCUGGCCAGCGCUGCGGUCUGGGCCUUCUCGCUGCUCAUGUCUCUGCCACUGGUGGUUUUCGCCGACAUCCAGGAGGGCUGGGACACCUGCAACCUCAGCUGGCCCGAGCCCGUGGGCCUGUGGGGCGCCAUCUUCAUCAUCUACACGUCCGUGCUGGGCUUCUUUGGGCCACUGCUGGUCAUCUGCCUGUGCUACCUGCUCAUCGUGGUGAAGGUAAAAGCAUCGGGUGUGCGCGUGGGCGCCACACGGCGGCGCUCAGAGCGCAAGGUGACGCGCAUGGUGGUGGUGGUGGUGCUGGUGUUCGUGGGCUGCUGGCUGCCCUUCUUCAUCAUCAACAUCGUCAACCUGGCCGUCGUCCUGCCUGAGGAGCCCGCCGCCGCUGGCACCUACUUCUUCGUCGUCAUCCUGUCCUACGCCAACAGCUGCGCCAACCCUGUGCUCUACGGCUUUCUCUCUGACAACUUCCGCCAGAGCUUCCGGAAGGUUCUGUGCUUCCGCAAGGGCUAUGGCACUGAGGACGUGGAUGCCACGGAGCCACGGGCCAACAAGAACAGCCGGCUACAGGAGGCCACGCUGGCCGCACGCAGCCCUGAGGCCAACGGGCUCAUGCAAACCAGCAGGUUGUGAGGGCUGCGAGCAGACGGCCCCUGGAGGCCCCUGCCUGGUCUGGAUUUCCUGCUGGGCAGAGCCCUGGGCCAAGCCCUCCCCUGAGAUGAGGGGUCCUACUGAGGUGCCCCCCAGCAGCCUGGAGGCUCUCCAUGGUGUGAGGGCAACUGUCUGGGGCAAGGCUGUGGGGAGUCCUGCAGUGACGGGCUGCCUGUUCUCAUGCAGGCCAGGGUUCUGGGGCCUUAGGGGGUGGGCGGGAGAGGCCCAGGGGUCCCAGGCAAUGGUCAGGACAUCUUGACUUGCCCCCAGCCUGUACCAGCCUCCCAGGCUAGGGGAGUGGCCGUUAGCAUGAGCUGGGUGACUGCCCACCCAGCCUCUACUUUCUCAUCACAUGUGCCCUUCCUCAGGUCAGCCCUGCUUCACCUGGUCAGCAUCAAGUGCUACUCUGUGAAAUUAAAGACGGUGACUAUGCUGGGCUCUGGCCAGUGCCCCACCCCCUCCACCUCUGCCUUCUAGGACCUGGAGUUGGCAGGUGUGAGGGAUGAAGCUGCAAACACCCCCAGGACAGCUAGGUGAUGGGUGCCAGAGGCGAUUCCUGGCCUGCCAGCCCAAACUUGCUGCUGCAUCUCCCUUCCUGCUGGCCCCUGGCGGGGAAGCAAGGGACAGGUGCCAUUUGUUCCACUGUGGGAGUGUGUGGGUAAGAAGGCAGCAAGCACACAGGGAGAGUGAGGGGCUGAGGUUAGAGGUGGAGAGUCG